This is a messenger RNA of Nycticebus coucang (slow loris), 1010 nucleotides long. RefSeq names its product nucleolar protein 3 (gene NOL3). The record is from RefSeq and is a predicted model, not a curated record. The transcript has 4 exons. The coding region runs from base 204 to 854 and encodes 216 amino acids. Gene Ontology annotation, biological process: negative regulation of release of cytochrome c from mitochondria; negative regulation of extrinsic apoptotic signaling pathway; negative regulation of intrinsic apoptotic signaling pathway. Gene Ontology annotation, cellular component: mitochondrion. Gene Ontology annotation, molecular function: cysteine-type endopeptidase inhibitor activity involved in apoptotic process; caspase binding; death effector domain binding. NCBI's taxonomy places the organism in Eukaryota, Metazoa, Chordata, Mammalia, Primates, Lorisidae.
CUGCUGCACCCACCCCCACCCUGCCCGGCCCUUUCUGCACCGUCAUCUCCUGCCCCGCCGAUGCUCGACCCGUGAGUGGGGCCGCCCGAAACGGGCCGAACCCAGAGCACCACUCCACCCGGCUGGGGGAGGGAAAGGAAACCGAGAUUGGGCAGAAUCAGCGCCCAGCCACCAGCAGCCACACUCGGAGUGCAGCCCUGACCAUGGGCAACGCGCAGGAGCGGCCGUCAGAGACAAUCGACCGCGAGCGGAAACGCCUGGUGGAGACGUUGCAGGCGGACUCGGGGCUGCUGUUGGACGCGCUGCUGGCGCGGGGCGUGCUCACCGGGCCCGAAUACGAGGCGCUGGAUGCACUGCCUGAUGCCGAGCGCAGGGUGCGCCGCCUGCUGCUGCUGGUGCAGAGCAAGGGCGAGGCCACCUGCCAGGAGCUGCUGCGCUGCGCUCAGCUUACGGCGCGCGCGCCGGACCCCGCCUGGGAUUGGCAGCACGUGGGCCCGGGCUACCGGGACCGCUACUACGACCCUCCGUGCCCUGGCCAUUGGUCUCCUGAGGCACCCGGCUCAGGAAACGCAUUCCCCGGGCUGCCCAGAGCUUCAGACCAUGACCAGGCUGGGGGCCCUGAGGGCUCCGAGGCGGUGCAAUCCGGGACCCCAGAGGAACCAGAGCCAGACCUGGAAGCAGAGGCCUCUGAAGGAGCUGGGCCGGAGCCAGAGUCCCAUCUAGAUCAGGAACCAGAACUGGAGACAGAACCAGAACCCCAGAUGGAUCCGGAACCGGAUGCAGAACCGGAGCUGGAGCCCGACCCCGAGCCGGAGCCUGACUUCGAGGAGGGGGACGAGUCUGAAGAUUCCUGAAGACCAGAGCGCUGAUCGGCUGUUCCCUGCCCAAGGUGCAUAGGAGCUGGGAUCCUGCUGGAGCUAGAUCGGAUCCCACCAAGAGUUCCUCCAACCCAGAACCUCUGGCAGUGAAUAAAUUCCAGGUUGGCCUGGGCCUGACUCUCUUCACAAUUC